AUGAAGAUCACCAUCGUCGGCGCCGGAAUAGCAGGCCUCUCUCUCGCCAUUGCGCUCAAGAAAUCAAAAACGACCCAUCACGUCAGUAUAGUCGAAUCAGAAAAACACCUCGCAGAGCUAGGUGCCGGAGUCCAACUUACCCCACAAGCAGUCAAGUACCUUUUCCAAUGGGGUCUCAAAGAAGAUCUACUUAACGAAUGCAUCAAGCCUGAGAAAAUUCUCUUCAAAGACUGGAAAGAUAGCAGGCUCAUUGGUGCGCUGGACAUGACUAGCUUCGAGGAGGAGUACGGGGCGCCUUAUAUCGUCAUUCAUCGCGCUACGCUGCUUGCUAUAUUAUACCGGCACGCCAUUAGCGCUGGGGUAGUCAUUUACUUUGUUCACGAGGUGACGGAUUACCGUGUUUUUGAAGACACGCCAGAUAUUGAAAUAGACGGGGGCCGCAAUUAUCUUGAUUCAUCGCUGGUCAUUGCCGCUGACGGCAUAAACUCUUUCGCCCGAUCACAGCUUCUAGGCGCCGAUGAUCCUGGUACAAAGCCUACCGGCUGGGCUGCGCUAAGAAUGAUGGCUGAGGUAUCAAAGAUCAAAGCCAAUCCUGUCACAGCCAAUCUCGUGGAUCUAAGCACCCACAACUCGAACUUCUGGGUUGCCCCUGACAGGUCGUGCAUGGUGUAUUUGAUCAAGGAUGCAUCAAUGCUAAAUAUCGUUCUAUCUCAUCGGGAUGACGUCGACAUGAAAGAUUGCACAUACGAAGAGCACAAGAAGGUCAUUUAUGAUCUAUUUGGGGACUUCGAUUUGCCCGUAAAAACACUUCUCGAUCUCGCCCUCCCCAAAAUAACAAACUACCCCGUCCACGCCGUCCCUCCACUCCCAACCUGGUCCAACCCAUCCGGCACCUUUGCUCUCGUCGGCGACGCCGCACACGCAAUGGCCUUCUACAUGUCCAUGGGUGUCAGCCUCGCAAUCGAAGACGCAAUAUCCCUCUCAACAGCCCUAGACCUCGCUUACACUAACACAAACACAAACACCCACUCACUCAACGCCAAAGCCCAAAAGCACGCACUCGACGUCUUCGAACAUGUCCGCAAGCGCAGAGUAGCAGCAGUCCAAAGCGCCAGUCUACAAGCCGGUAAUUCCUACCAUGUCUCCGAGGGAAAGGAGCGAAAAGCACUGUACGAGUUGAUCAGCCGGUGUAACGAGUCGGUGGAACUGGAACUUGAAUCGGAGUCUGAGAUUUGCGGCAUGUCAGGCGAGGAGAAGCGGAUACCUUGCCAGGGCUCGGGGGAGGUCGGUGGUCUUGCUAAUCAGCAUAUUAGAGAUUGGUGUUAUGGGUAUGAUGCCAUUGGGGAAAUAGAAGCAUACUUUAUGGACUCGGAGGCGGAGAACGGAAAACCUCCUCUACCAGCCCGUCCACGCCCUUAG
This is a messenger RNA of Penicillium verhagenii, 1419 nucleotides long. Its product is annotated as FAD-dependent oxidoreductase. Bases 1 to 1419 code for a protein of 472 amino acids. The record is from RefSeq and is a predicted model, not a curated record. Gene Ontology annotation, biological process: secondary metabolite biosynthetic process. The transcript is spliced from 3 exons. NCBI's taxonomy places the organism in Eukaryota, Fungi, Ascomycota, Eurotiomycetes, Eurotiales, Aspergillaceae. Gene Ontology annotation, molecular function: FAD binding; monooxygenase activity.